AUGAAAACUGUAAUUGAAAAAGUUAGAGGGAAUCUAUCCGGACAUAGAAUGACUAUCAAAGAUGUUGUAUCAGAAGUUCUUAAAAAAUCUGAUCCUGAAUUCAGUGAUGAUGAAGAAUUGAAUGUAAAUUUAUACAUAUCUAAUAUAUUUUAAAGAUUAUAGUUUCAUUACUAAAAAAGUAAUCAUCUCAAAGAACAUAAUUGGAUAUUGAUAAAAUUAGAUUGUCAUUCUUUAGAUUUAAGUUUUUCUAAGAAUUAGAAUAAUAAAUGGGUGCUGAAAUGGUCUCAGGAUUAUACAAAUAAUUGAGUUAUGAAAUAUAACAUAAGAGAUAAACCGUUUUCAAUAUAGGGGAUUUAGGAAAAAAGUUUUAUAUUAUUUUGAAAGGCAGUGUAUGGGUAUUGGUUUAGAAGAAAGGUUUGUAAGAUGGAUCAGGUCCUACUGAAGAAGAUUAAAAAUAAGAACAAGAUUUAAAAGAUGAAAAAAAUAAAGAAAUGAUGGAAAAUGCAAAAAAGAACACUAAAAAGAAUAAAAAUAAAAAAAAUAAGGCAUAAGCAUUCUUAACUUAAGUAACUUUAGAUGAUAUCUUUGCUACAAUGACUGAUAAAGAAUUUUUAGAAACUUAGUUUCCUACUUUAUAGAAGGUAGGUGAGAUAAAUUCAGGUGAAAGCUUUGGGGAAAUAGCUUUAACAAAAUAAGUACCUAGAACAGCAACAAUUGUAGCAGCUGAAGAUACUCAUUUUGCAACAGUGACAAGAGAUCAAUUUAAUAAAUUAUUGUCUGCAUAUUAUGAGGCUUAAUAAAAAAUGAAUAUUGGAUUUCUAAGUAAAGUUGCCAUAUUUUCAGAUUGGAAUGAUUAAAUGUUGAAUUAACUUUAUUAUCAUUUUAAAUAAGAAGAAAAAAAACUAUUUUAAAUAAUCUAUAAAGAAAAUGAAAAUGCUAAGUAUUUAUAUAAUAAUAUUAUAACUAUAGUCAUAUAUAUUUAUUGAAAUCUGGAGAAGUGGAAUUAUCAAAAUUUAUAGAUUUAAGUUAAUCAUCAUCUAAUAAUUCCAUUAUGAAGAAAUUCUUUACUAGAAAUGAAUAAAAAUUGGAAAAGGUAAGAACAUCUAUAAUUACAGCUGGACAAAUCUUUGGACAUGAAGAAGUCUUAGCUGGAAUCAAACGUGAAUAUAGAGCAAUUUGUGUUAGUCAAAAUGUAUCAUACUUUGUAUUAGAUAAAUAAAGAUUCUUAUAAUAUUUUUAAAAAGGAGCUGCAAUCUAAAAAUUACAAAGUUUUGAUCAAAAUAAAAUUAAUCAAAGAACUUAAUCUUUAGAUAUAAUUAAAUAAAUAAAAAAAAUACCUCAACCUAUUGAAUAUAGAGAAGUUCCAUUUAUUGAGUAGUAAACAUAAAAUUAAUCAAUUCUCAAGAAUUCACUUGAGAGAAUUGGAAAUCCUGUUGAACCUACAGGUUAUGAAAUGUUGUAAGGUCAUGGUCAUAUCAAUAAAGCACAUUAUAAUUUUAGAAGGAAUAUUAAUGUGAUUUACUCCAAUUUAAAAGAUACAGAACCAUUAUCUUUAGAGAAAGCAUUCUUUCAAAUGGAAGCCAGUAAAGGUUCUUCAAUAAGUAUUAUUAAUAGGGUAAUAUAUUAUAAUAUUAUUUAAGAUAUUUCCAGCUGCAGCAAGACCAAAAUAUAUUAUUCCAGAUAGUUCAAUUUCAUCAAAAACGAUAAUUAAAUCUCUUAAGUUACCAAAGAUUUUGACCGAAGUUGAAUUAGUAAUGUUGAACCACAAAAACCAAGACUACUUAAACAGUUUCAAAGCAUCAUCUAUAAGAGGGGAAUCAUUAAAAACAAUAAUUUGA
Messenger RNA from Paramecium pentaurelia, 1838 nucleotides. The record is from the annotation of a GenBank genome assembly. NCBI's taxonomy places the organism in Eukaryota, Ciliophora, Oligohymenophorea, Peniculida, Parameciidae.